GAUCAGUUAUUUUGUAAUAAUUUAUCACAAUAGAUAAAAUGUUCAAUAUUUACGUAUAAAAAGGCAGGUGAAACACUUUUCGUCAUGUAUUCCACGAAUAAUACUAAUCGCAUUAGUAUCCCGAAAAUCCGUGCAACACAGAACUCAACGAAAAUGAAAGUAUACGAAAUGUUCGUUAGCGUGAUGCUAUCGCUUUUAUUGCUGGCAUCGUCCGCCUUUUCCGCAGCUGUCACCAUUCCCAAUGCUCCAUCAGAGCAACCGACACCGCCAAACAUUUACGGAGGAGCAGCUCCGCCUGAAGCAGGUCCACCCAGUGUUUCUCCAAUUCCGUCCGCUGCACCAACUUCAACCGUUCGGCCAUUGUAUGGCAACACACCCAAAGCUUCAUAAAUACAUACAUAAAUGUAACAAGAGACAGCGAGAGCUUCACGACAUUUUGUCACCACAAUCUUCCGAACGUUUCUGUUUUUUAAAUAUAAAUAAAUACAAUGAUGUACAAUCAUUUUUGUAGAAAUGCCAUAGAAUAAAUAAAGAAUUGUGGAGUCCUUUACUGUAUAUGUAUUGUGAUUCGCAAAUGCACUAGCA
Messenger RNA from Zeugodacus cucurbitae (melon fly), 585 nucleotides. RefSeq lists its product as uncharacterized. The record is from RefSeq and is a predicted model, not a curated record. Bases 85 to 390 code for a protein of 101 amino acids. NCBI's taxonomy places the organism in Eukaryota, Metazoa, Arthropoda, Insecta, Diptera, Tephritidae. The transcript has 2 exons.